UACAGGGAUGACCAGAGACUGCGGACACAGUACAGGGAUGACCAGAGACUGCGGACACAGUACAGGGAUGACCAGAGACUGCGGACACAGUACAGGGAUGACCAGAGACUGCGGACACAGUACAGGAGAUGACCAGAGACUGCGGACACAGUACAGGAGAUGACCAGAGACUGCGGACACAGUACAGGGAUGACCAGAGACUGCGGACAGUACAGGGAUGACCAGAGACUGCGGACAGUACAGGGAUGACCAGAGACUGCGGACAGUACAGGAGAUGACCAGAGACUGCGGACACAGUACAGG
This is a messenger RNA of Staurois parvus, 303 nucleotides long. NCBI's taxonomy places the organism in Eukaryota, Metazoa, Chordata, Amphibia, Anura, Ranidae. The record is from the annotation of a GenBank genome assembly.